Cannabis sativa is the source of this 1694-nucleotide messenger RNA. RefSeq lists its product as uncharacterized. The record is from RefSeq and is a predicted model, not a curated record. The coding region runs from base 20 to 1600 and encodes 526 amino acids. Lineage: Eukaryota; Viridiplantae; Streptophyta; Magnoliopsida; Rosales; Cannabaceae. The transcript has 5 exons.
AUCUAAUGGUCUUUUAGUCAUGGAGAAUUCCACAAAAACACUCCCAGAAGCCCAAGAAGACAAUGAUGAUCAUGAUCAUGAUUCACCCACUUCCACAGAAAUCUCUACAAAUCUUCUUCAUGCUGAGCCUGAAUAUCUUCAUCUACCUAAGUUGUUGGCCAUGGAAGAAAGUUUGAAUCUUCUUCAGCAUGAAAGAAAUGAGGCAGUCACUCGCUAUUCGGAUUCAAUCAAAUUCAUUGCUGAACUCUCCAGGGAAAGGGAUUCUCUUCAGAACAGAAUUCGAGAGGUUGAAGCUGUCACAAGAGAGAAGGAAGCCGAUUUCGCAAUAAGAAUGGAUGAGGAAGUGAGUGAAAGAAAAAAGCUUGGAAAGGAAAUUGAAAUUUACAGGGAGAGAAUUGAAGACAUGGAAAUGAAGAGAGAGCAAAGCAAUGAGAUUUUGUUUAAAUGCUUUGAGUCUCUUCGAUUGGUGAAUGUGAGUUUGGAAAGGAUCAUAAAUAAUGUGGAUGGAGAAAAAACUGAUGAUAAAGAUGUCAAGUUCUCUAAAUGCAUAAAUGAGAGUGAUUUCAUGUGUUUGGAAUUGGAAUUGAAUGAGGAACUAUUGGCUGUUACAAGGCUCACUUUGGAGGCUGAAGAAAAGGUGAAUGAAUUCAAAGAAUUGAGAAAUAAGGAGAAGAGGGAGUUGGAGAAUAGUGUGGUGAGUUUGACAGAGGAGAAUAGAGAUACCAACAGUUUGCUGAGAGCAGCCUUGUUGGAGAAGGAAGCUGUAGAGAAGAGGUUGAAGGUAAAUAGCGAGCAGAAGAGAGUUGCCCUUUUGCAGAUUGCAGAACGAGGUUUGCAGCGUGUUGGUUUCGGGUUUAUGAUGGGAAGUGGGAAUGUUGAGCAAUCACUAGAGAGUUUUUCAGGAACAAAGUCAGAUAGUAGUGAGUGUGAAGAAGAGGUUGUUAGCCUGGCAUCAACUGUAGAGAGGAUAAUGAAGAAUUUACGGCUCGAAAUCACUAAGUUGAGGCGAUCUUUGGAAGAAUCUAGGUCAGACACCGAGCGGUUGCAGAGUCUUACGGACAAACAAGCUCAAACUAUUGAAGAAAACAAGUUAUACAUCAAGGAGUUGGAGGAAAGAGAAAGGGUGCUGACUCAAAAUGUUGAGGAAUUCCUGUUGGAAAUUAAGGAAAUUGAAGCAGAGGUAACUAGAUGGAGAGAAGCUUGUGAAUUAGAAGUUGAGGUUGGGAAAACUGAGAUUGAAGAACGCGACAAAGUGAUUGGCAUUCUGAAACAAGAGUUAGAGAAAACAAAGGCUUCUUUGGACAUAUCAAAUGGCAAACUAAAGCUGAAAGAAGAACUUGCUGCUGCAGCCAUGGCUGCUCAGGCUGCAGCAGAGAAGUCGUUACAGCUAGCUGACAGCAGAUCUGCAGGGCUCCGUGAAAGGAUAGAAGAGUUGUCCAGACAACUAGAAGAAGCAGAAACUCGAGAGCGACAUAGUCAUAGGGUGAGACAUAUAUGCUGGCCAUGGCAAAUUCUCAAAGCCCAUGCAGCUAAUGUAAAUAACAACAGAGUGCGAGAUGCACGGCGCAUGAUACCACAAAUGCAAGCAUUUCAUCAUUAAAAUCUUACAAUUCAUAUUGUAUUUUCGUUCAAGAUCCAUCUUUAAUUAUGUUAGAACCUCAUUUUUAUAUUUAUUCAAUUUAACCAUUGUCUCA